AUGCGGUUACUCAACGAGAUCGUUGAAGAGGCUCGACGGGAUUGGAUUCCGCCGGCCCAGGAUGAGUUUGUGGUAACUCAGGAAACAGGUUUCAAAGUUCGGAUGGUCGAAUUGGAACAUCGGAUCGUGAGUGAUCUCAGUGAGAUGCUUGGAAAAGAUGGGCCAGGGUCGGUGAACUUACUGAAAGGAUCUCAGGUGAGUGGGCUUAAUAGCCUGAACAACGACCAGAUGGCAAAUUGGUGGCUCAUUGAUUCUGGUGCUUCGGUAACAGUGAUUGCCAAGAAGUUUCUUGAUUCCUUCACAGUGGUGUCGAGGAUGCCUUUGUGUCCGAAUGAGAGGUACUCAGCUGCAAAUGAUACGCCUGUGACGGUGUUUGAAAGGGUGAGAGUGAGAGUAAAGAUGCCUCUGUAUGAGGGGGAUUCGUAUAUUGGGAUGGUCCCGGUGACAGUGACUGGAGUUGUAGCUGAUGUUGGUCACAACAUCUUAAGCACGGAGCACAUGGUGGCUACCGGCUGGGAGGUGAAGUUUUCGAAAGCGGAGAUUUCGCUUCGACGAGUGAAAGGAGGAUUGGUUGGAUACGGACAGUCCUGGGCUGGAUGUCCGUGGAUGUAUCUGCAAGGUGCAGAAGCGUCAACCAAGAAGGUGACCUUUGGAAGGACUCACGUGAAGAUGGAUGUAGAUGAAGAGGGUUCUUCAAGUCCCAUGGAAGUUGGGAACCUGUCAGCUAUGACUGUGAAGAUGAAAGAGGACCAGCCCAAUGCACCCAACAUGAAGAUUCUGGUGAUGACAGAGAUGUCAACAAGGAUGGUUGGUU
Molecule: messenger RNA, 814 nt
Organism: Symbiodinium necroappetens
Lineage: Eukaryota; Dinophyceae; Suessiales; Symbiodiniaceae
Source: the annotation of a GenBank genome assembly